Molecule: messenger RNA, 3438 nt
Organism: Talaromyces rugulosus
Lineage: Eukaryota; Fungi; Ascomycota; Eurotiomycetes; Eurotiales; Trichocomaceae
Exons: 2
Coding region: 1-3438 (1145 amino acids)
Biological process (GO): lipid metabolic process
Source: RefSeq, a predicted model, not a curated record
AUGACUGAACGUUCAAUGAUCCAGGAUUCUUCUCACGAUUCGCGACAAACCCCCAGUGCCACCGAUGACGAAAAUCCAAGCGAUCAUUCGAAACCGAUAAGCCGCGCUGCUGCCAUAGGCGCGACACUACUCCCGAAAUCGAUUGCGUCCGUGGUAUCCUUCAUCGCCCAGUCGACUUCGCUUUCUCUACGCGUUGGGACGUAUUUCGGCGGUGCGGCCAUUGGAGGGGCCAGGGUCACGACCCUCACAGGCCUAGAACUCAGCAGAGCCCUUGUAGAGGCCGUCCUGACGAGGGCCGGCCGCGAUGUGGCAGGACGCAGCAAUGGCGAACUUGGCCGGUUGGAAGCAGAAUCUGUCCUGGAACGCAGUUUGGAGGCGUUGCACUCGACAGUGACCUCGGCUUCCUUCUUUGCGGCUGCGGGGUUCCAUCUAUCUGAAGUCACGCUUUCUUCGCUAUCGAACCUGACUCAGAACCUGCUUUAUACGCUUGAUGCAAUCCUAGGAUCAACGGAGUCCUCACGAGCCAUUGCAGCCAUCAUCACGCUCAUUCAUCGCGAAUUUAGCAAGAACGAAGGGGGCGACGACAAUGAUUUGGUGGGAGUGGGGGAUCUCCUCGUCGGCUCGAUUGGGUUUGCCCUGUUACAACGCUGGGGAAGACUGAAUACCGAGAGGCAACUGCGCGAAAGUGAGGGCGAAGUCACCAUCUGGGAUGUUGUGAUCUUAGACAAUGGCUUGAGGGCCGACGUUAUCGGAACUCAGACACAAGAAUACGCAGAGAGCACCACGAACGGCUUAUCAUCUCGUCCAACGUCAUUUCUAUCUCCUGGGAGAAACGAAGAACCCUUCGAGGCGUUGGAACAUGUUGGUUCGCGCCCAAAUACCCCUGGUCAGCGUUGGAAUUUCUCGCCUGAAGAACAACCCCAACUGUCCGACGAGGACAUUCGUCUAUACAUCAUGAAACAACUACCAAAAGGUAGCCGUGCUUCUGUAAGGACAGACCUGGUGACUGCACGCACUGUCACAGUUGAUGUCUAUGACGAUGACACCGCUGAAAUCGCUGCUCCGCCAGGAACAACGAUGGUCGAGGAAAGAUUUCACAACGAGCAAGUCUCUGUGGGAGCAAGGCGCCUCCCGAAGCACACAAUAGUGUUCCGCACAGCAUUCAAUGAAUCUCAAAGCGCAGAUUUACAUCCAGAGGACCUUCAUUGCCCCCCGACCUCGCCAAUUUUGUCUAAUAAACACAAAAAUAACCGAAACGUAUCUCAUCAAUCCAAAACGGCGUCUAAUCCACGCAAUGGCACCGAGAAAACCAAGUUCGCCAAGAAUGACCCCGCCCAUAAAACUCCUCAGUUAUCUGACUCGACGGAAACAAUUACUGAUAAAGGAGAAAAACGACCUCGCCGUGUGACUAGUUCUUCUUCAUUGAGUGGUUCUGAAACCCCGCGCAAUUCUUUUGGCAAAGCAUCUCUCUCGAAAUUUGCGCAGAAGGUGAAAGCUGCACCUACAGAAAAGCCCGGUGUGAGCAGUGCGAAAGGCCUUAUCAAGAAAGCACCGAAGAAGUCCAGUGGCUCCAACACACCGGUAUUGCCAGAAGCAAUCAAUAAACCGAAGACGGAAACUCUGGCCGGGGCUUCUAUGGCAUCAAGAGCUCGAAUUCCCAAGGCCAAAGAGAAUAAUCGACCUCAAGCACCUACGUUGGCGAGCGUGAAUAAGACACUUCCUCGGGUUCCGCCAAAGGACUACUCCAGAUAUAGCUCAACACCGUCUCCAAUAACAACUAAAGCGUCUCAGCAUCUCAGGUCUUCGUCAAGGACGGACUUCUUCUCAGUUAAUAACAGGACUGAUGCUGACUCAUACUCGAUCUGCUCGGUCGACAGUCGCCCAGGAUCGGCCUCAGUUACUCGGACACACUUUCGGAGUAGCAGUUCACUGUCUAGAACUCGACAGGAAGAUAUCAAUAGAGCUUUGAACCGUGAUUCAUCGCCGUCGCACCGGAGAUCUCAUUCAUUCGUUCCUAGUAUCUAUUCGAUGGCAAAUGGCUCCGAAACCUCUCUAAUUCUAGCGCCUCGGCCGCGCAAGAGUAUAUAUGAAGAUGAGUCAACCAUUGUUGGUCUCAAUCGCAACGGCCUUGUGCCAGGAAUCUUUCCACAAAAUCAUUUAGUCAAUAAUGUCCGGCGCUUUUGUCGUUUCUCGUCUGCAUCAUAUGGCUCAAAUGCGCUCAAGGUUAUGGGGAUACCACACAAUCAGAAAAUGAUUCAGCACCAUGACUCGGAUAAUCAUGAGCAUAGUUCGUUUUCUAAUAUGACCGGUCUCCCUCCAUCUACCAUCCUCCUUUCAUCAUAUGUUGAUCCCGAUGGCGGUAGCAACUCUAUCGGAGAAACGCAAUCUGGGUUUCCACUCGUGCAUUACCUUUCCCUCGAUCACGAAUCCAAAGCCGUGGUGUUGACUUUGCGAGGAACUUGGGGCUUUGAGGAUAUAUUGACGGACAUGACCUGCGACUACGACGACCUAGAGUGGCAAGGUAGAAGCUGGAAAGUUCAUAAAGGCAUGCAUGCUUCUGCAAGUCGGCUACUAGAAGGUGGCGGAGGAAGAGUCAUGGUAACAAUCAAAGCUGCGCUUGAAGAAUUUCCAGACUACGGUGUGAUUUUUUGCGGUCACUCACUCGGUGGCGGUGUUGCAGCAAUCCUGGCGACAAUGGUCUCGCAGCCUAGCAAUCAAACUCAGGGCCCUUCAUUCGUGACAGCGUCAGCUCUUCAAGCAGCAGGUCCUCUGCUUUUAACGGCAGAUCAUCAGCAACAAGCAGACAGAGUCUUUUCCCUGCCACCGAAUCGGCCAAUCCACGUUUAUGCAUUUGGCCCACCAGCAUGCAUGUCACCUUUCCUACGGCGAGCCACGCGUGGUCUCAUCACUACCGUCAUCAAUGGGAAAGAUAUCGUCCCCAGUCUAUCACUUGGUACUUUGCACGACUUUCGAGCCGUGGCGUUGUCUUUCAAAAAUGAUACCACCGGCUCGAAGUCGCACAUUCGCUCGCGUCUUUUGGACGGCCUAAGACAGAGUAUUGUGAAUAAGUUCUACGUCAACCAACCCCCAAUACCAAUGAACGCUGGAGAGGGCCUCGGUGAGGAUAGCUGGGCGUGGUCUGCCCUUCAAAGCCUUCGUGAAGAGAUGACAGCGCCCAAACUCAUACCCCCCGGCGAAGUCUUCGUUGUCGAUACUAUGCGCGUCUUGCAGCGGAACCCCUUCACAACAGCAGCGACUACACACGAUAGCCAUCCCCAGCUUGGCCGGCCGGCUACCAGAGCCCAACUCAAGUUCAUUCGAAAUGUCGAGUCGUAUUUUAGUGAGCUCAGAUUUACCUCGGGCAUGCUGAGUGAUCAUAAUCCGGCGAGAUAUGAAGCCAGCUUGGCUGCGUUGGCUCAGGGCGUCAUUGAUGAUUGA